AUGAAGGACUCCCUUUUCACUUUAAUUCUAUUCCCUGUCCCACUUGCCACCUCAGAAGUGAGGAGUGAGGUGAGGAGUGAGGAGUCUAUGAAGCUCUGUGGGCUAGAGCUCAUAAAAGCAGACGUCUACAUCUGUGCUAGCUCCAGGUGGAGAAGGCACCCGGAAGGGAUCCCUCAAAGUCAGCAAGCUGAGUGAGGAAACGACCUCCAGCUCCCAAAUGAGCCUGUUUCUGAGGAAAGCGCAGCGCAGAACCUCCCGAGCGAUUCCUCAGGGGAGGAAAGUCUUCAGGAUGGACAGCUGCCCACUGAAGGGCUUUGGGGCUCCAAAAAGCAUUGGGCGAUGUCAAGACAAGACUUAGGAAGUGUCUUGACUGCCUGCUGUUCCAUGACUGAUGUGCUCGCUCUUUGUUAA
Ailuropoda melanoleuca (giant panda) is the source of this 411-nucleotide messenger RNA. It is a transcript of the gene INSL5, whose product is annotated as insulin like 5. Gene Ontology annotation, molecular function: G protein-coupled receptor binding. The record is from RefSeq and is a predicted model, not a curated record. Gene Ontology annotation, biological process: positive regulation of feeding behavior. Lineage: Eukaryota; Metazoa; Chordata; Mammalia; Carnivora; Ursidae.